AUGGCGGCAGUGACCGCGAGCUGCCGUCGUCCCUCCGGCCUCCACGUCUCGUGCAGCCUCUGCUGUUUCUGGAUGCUACUACUGUCCAUCCAUGUCCCUCGCGCUGGAUCGCUGUCCUUCGACCUCCGCUUCUCCAAACCCCAGAGCCCCAAUGUGUCCCAGCUGAUAAACUGCACCGGCGACGCGCUGCUCACUCAAGACACACUUGAGCUGACGCGGAACAGGCUUGACCAGAGCAGCACAGGCAGCAUCGGCCGGGCCAAGUACAUGCAGGCAGUGCGGCUGUGGGAUGGAGCCACCGGCGAGACGGCCAGCUUCACCACCACCUUCUCCUUUCGAAUCAUUCCGGACGCGAGGACGUAUCCGGGCGACGGGAUGGCUUUCUUCCACGGGCAUUUUUGGUCCGACACCCCCCGAUACAGCGGAGGCGGCAGCUUGGGCCUCUUCCCGGGGGGCUCCAACGGCACCGGCGACGGCACCAUCGUCGCCGUCGAGUUCGACACCUUUCUGAAUCCGGAAUACGCCGAUUGGGUGUGGGGUCUGUAUGGCCGGAACGCGAUCCUUGACGCGGUGGACGAGCGGCUGAGGGCCGGCGACGAGCUCCACGACGAGUGCAUGGAGAGGGUGCUCGUCGUCGGGCUGUGGUGCGCGCACCCUGACCAGAGCGAGCGGCCAUCCGUCGCGCAGGCCAUGCACGUGCUGCAGUCGGAGGACGCCAGGCUUCCGGCGCUCCCGCCGCAGAUGUACAAGGCGGCGUCGGACCUCGCCGUCACUGGACGUUCCUACGGCGCUUUGUCCGUUGAGAGCUACAGCGGUGGUGAUUCAUCUACGACAACAACGACGACGACAACCACCGGCGACUCCAAGCUUUCUUCAGGCUCGUCGACCACUGCCUUGCUCCGAGAUACAAAAGAGAGAGCUUGA
Miscanthus lutarioriparius is the source of this 924-nucleotide messenger RNA. The record is from the annotation of a GenBank genome assembly. NCBI's taxonomy places the organism in Eukaryota, Viridiplantae, Streptophyta, Magnoliopsida, Poales, Poaceae.